AUGAUCACAGGGCAGCUGAGCAAACCGUUGCUCCCCCUGCGUGCCGAUAUGGACGCCUGCGAGCUGCGGGACGAUGACAAGGCGGCCAGCCCGGACAGCGAGCUCAAUGACGAGCCCUUGCUUCUCUCAGCUGACACCGACUCUGAGGAGAAGAUGUAUGGUGGGCGAGGUGGUUCAGUUAUGUCUGAUGCAAGUAGCAGUCCAACAGAACAUGGUCAUAUGGGUCAGACUCACCCCACAUACCCUGUUGGGCCACAGUCUUUACUUGUGGCUCAGCAGCUGGCAUCGGCUGUUAGUGGAGUGAUGUCUGGAGGAGCUCCGGGACUCAAUCAGCCAAUUCUGAUCCCCUUUAAUGCCGGUGGGCAUCUGGGUGGGCAGCAGGGCCUUGUUCUCUCUCUACCCACUGCUGCCAACAUACAGGGUCUGGUGGCAGCCGCAGCUGCUGGUGGCCUCAUGACGCUCCCUCUACAGAACCUGCAAGCUACCUCAACCCUAAACUCACAGCUCCAGCAUCUCCAACAACUCCAGCAGCUUCAGCAUCACCAGCAACAGCAUCAUCAUCAUCAGCAACAACAACAGCAGCUGCGUGAGCGAGACCAACAGCAACGGGAAAGAGAUCAACAACAGCAGCAGCAGCUCUGCGGCCCGACGCAUCUCCAUCCACCCAGUCACCGUCAGCUCACUCCACCCAUCCAGUUACAACCGUCUGGACCAUCUGCAGGCUCCGGAUGUUCAUCCACCAAUCAUAGCUCUGCUCAGCCUUCGCAGUCUCCGCCCAGUCACAGGCAAAACCAUUCACCAGCUCGUAACUUACCGUCACCUGUCACGCCUCCUCUGCCACUCCAGCUUAACCCUCUGGCCAGUCAGGCAGCGGUUGCCGCGGCAGCAGCGAUGGGCUCAAUCGCCGGGUCACAGGUGUUUGGUAAUGCCCUCUCCAGCCUGCAGGGCGUUACAGGGCAACUGGUCACCAAUGCACAAGGACAGAUUAUUGGGACCAUCCCUCUGAUGCCAAAUUCUGUGGGACCUUCCAGCCAAUCAGGGGGUGGUACUCCCUCGCUGCAGGUUCAGCCAAUCACACCACAGCUGCUGACCAAUGCGCAGGGCCAGAUUAUAGCCACUGUGAUUGGCAACCAGAUCCUGCCAGUAAUCAACACCCAGGGAAUCACACUGUCACCUAUUAAACCUGGACAACAGCUGCCAAAGGCCUCUCAGACCCCACAGGCUCCUCCUGUGUCCCAGCCGAAUCUGCUCCGCAUGCCCCACAGUCAGAGUCCACUCCGCCAGGCAUCUUCCUCCUCCUCAACAUCAUCAUCUUCCUCCUCGGCUCUCAGCGUCGGCCAGCUAGUCAGCAAUCCACAGAAUGCCCCCAGCGAAGUGGACGGUGUAAACCUGGAGGAGAUCCGAGAAUUCGCCAAAGCGUUUAAAAUCCGCCGGCUGUCUCUGGGUCUGACUCAGACACAGGUGGGACAAGCCCUCAGCGCAACUGAAGGCCCCGCCUACAGCCAGUCUGCCAUCUGCAGACACACCAUCCUGAGAAGCCACUUUUUCCUACCACAGGAAGCCCAAGAGAACACUAUAGCUAGCAGUCUGACAGGCAAACUGAAUCCUGGCCUUUUAUAUCCUGCCAGGUUCGAGAAGUUGGACAUCACCCCUAAAAGCGCCCAGAAGAUUAAGCCCGUGCUGGAGCGCUGGAUGGCCGAGGCGGAAGCCCGCCAUCGCUCCGGUAUGCAGAACCUGACCGAGUUUAUCGGCAGCGAGCCCUCCAAAAAGCGCAAGCGGCGGACCUCUUUCACGCCGCAGGCCCUGGAAAUCCUCAACAGUCACUUCGAGAAGAAUACUCACCCCUCCGGUCAGGAGAUGACGGAGAUCGCCGAGAAACUAAACUAUGAUCGCGAGGUGGUGCGGGUGUGGUUCUGCAAUAAGAGGCAAGCGUUGAAAAACACUAUAAAACGGCUGAAACAACCCGAGCUCGGAGCACCUAUGGACCCAAUGGUUGACAAUAUGGAGGAACAUCCUUAGCUCUACAUGACACGACAUAUAGACACCAUUGAUGACACGUCUGGACUUAAAAACUUGGAUCAUUACUGUCCAAUGUAU
This is a messenger RNA of Triplophysa dalaica, 2097 nucleotides long. RefSeq names its product POU class 6 homeobox 2 (gene pou6f2). Lineage: Eukaryota; Metazoa; Chordata; Actinopteri; Cypriniformes; Nemacheilidae. The transcript is spliced from 9 exons. Gene Ontology annotation, molecular function: DNA-binding transcription factor activity, RNA polymerase II-specific; RNA polymerase II cis-regulatory region sequence-specific DNA binding. Gene Ontology annotation, biological process: regulation of transcription by RNA polymerase II. The record is from RefSeq and is a predicted model, not a curated record. Bases 1 to 2019 code for a protein of 672 amino acids.